Striga hermonthica is the source of this 2313-nucleotide messenger RNA. The record is from the annotation of a GenBank genome assembly. NCBI's taxonomy places the organism in Eukaryota, Viridiplantae, Streptophyta, Magnoliopsida, Lamiales, Orobanchaceae.
AUGGUUAAGUUUUCCAAAGAGCUCGAAGCUCAACUUAUCCCCGAGUGGAAGGACGCUUUUGUCAAUUACUGGCUGCUCAAAAAACAUGUCAAAAAGAUUAAGCUAUCAAGAAAAGCCAAGAAGCAUGUGCCCAAUGCCGAACAAGACUUCGGUCGGUCCAUUUUCGACCCGAUUCGUGUUCUUGCCGGAAGAAUAACCGGCGGGGCCACCGCUUGUCGGAACACGGAAAUCAUUCAGGUUAAGAAUAGAAUUGAUGUGCAAGAAGAAGAAGUUGAACUGUAUGAAACCGAACUAGUACAACUAUUUUCUGAAGAGGACGAGGUUAAAGUGUUUUUCGAGACGUUAGACGAUGAGCUUAAUAAAGUAAACAAAUUCUACCGAACUAAAGAGAGCGAGUUCCUUGAAAGAGGAGAGAUAUUAAAUAAGCAGCUUCAGAUUUUGCUCGACCUCAAGCGCGUAAUCGGCCGAAAAACCCAAGCCGCCAGGUCGGGCGACAGUUCGGCGUUUCUCUCUCGGACAACCUCACCGUCUGGCCGGAAUUCGGAUUUUUCAGAAAGUCAGAGUUCUGAAUAUUGUGACAGCCCAAUAGAUUCCCAAACAGAAGAUGUAAUUGCCGCACUUGAAAAAAAUGGCAUUAAUUUCGUAAACUCGGCCACAAGGGAAAAGACUAAAAAGGGCAAGCCGAAGACGAUGGCCAUGCGAAUUGAUAUUCCGGCCACCACGCCGACACGAACGAUAGCCGCCCUCACAUCUAUGCUAUGGGAGGACAUGGUGAAUAACCCCAAAAAGGGAGCAAAUGGUGGUGAGUACAUUAAUCGCAAAAAAAUUCAGUGUGCUGAGAAGAUGAUAAGAGGGGCAUUUUUGAGUGUGUGUUUUGGCAGCUCACUCAAUAUGGUGGCCUUCACUAAAAUACUCAAGAAAUUCGACAAGGUGUCAAGCCAGCAGGCAUCAGCAAGUUACCUCAAAGUGGUAAAGAGAUCCCAUUUCAUUAGCUCGGAUAAGGUAGUAAGGCUAAUGGACGAAGUGGAGUCCUUAUUCACACAGCACUUUGCCAACAAUGACCGCAAAAAGGCCAUGAAGUUCUUGAGACCCCAACACCAUAAAGAUUCUCACAUGGUUACUUUUUUUGUUGGUUUAUUCACGGGCAGCUUUGUGACGUUGUUCAGUGUAUACGCAAUAUUGGCCCAUUUAAGUGGUAUGUUCUCACCCGGAACUGAAUCCGCUUACAUGGACACCGUCUACCCUAUUUUUAGCAUGUUUGCAUUACUGAGCUUGCACUUAUUCAUGUACGGAUGCAAUCUGUUCAUGUGGAAAAGCACGAGAAUCAACUACAACUUCAUAUUCGAAUUCCAGGCGAGCACAGCCCUUAAAUACCGAGACGCUUUCUUAAUCUGCACGUGUUUGAUGACUUCCGUUGUUGGGGCUUUGGUCGUACACCUAAUCUUACUGUCGACCGGCUUUUCACCUCACUGGGUCGACUCCAUUCCCGGGAUUCUUUUGGUGAGCUCUGCCAUGCUUUUGGUAUGUCCAUUCAAUAUAUUUUAUCGGCCGACAAGGUACUGUUUAAUUAGAGUCAUACGCAACAUCGUGUGCUCUCCAUUUUACAAGGUUUUGUUGGUUGAUUUCUUCAUGGCCGACCAGUUGACUAGUCAGGUUCCGCUGUUGAGGCACAUGGAAUCGGCAGCCUGCUAUUUUCUGGCAGGGAAUUUCAAAACACACCGGUACGAGACGUGCAAGUCUGGAAAGCUAUAUAGAGAGCUCGCGUAUGUCAUCUCGUUCGCACCCUACUAUUGGCGUGCCAUGCAGUGUGCAAGAAGGUGGUUUGAUGAAUACAACGCGGACCAUCUUGCUAAUCUAGGAAAGUACGUUUCGGCUAUGGUGGCGGCUGGGGCAAGGCUCACUUACUCCCAGCAGCCAUCGCAGCUAUGGAUGGUAAUUGUGUUAGUCACAUCAGUCGUGGCCACGGUUUACCAGUUGUACUGGGACUUCGUCAAAGAUUGGGGACUUUUCGACCCCAAAUCCAAAAACCUUUGGCUUAGGGAUGAGCUUAUACUCAAGAACAGAGGCAUUUACUAUGCUUCCAUUGCUCUUAAUUUUGUACUGAGAGUAGCGUGGGUGGAGACUAUGAUGCGGUUUAACACGGGGAUGUUUGAGUUACGGGUGAUUGAAUUUUUUCUUGCAUCGUUGGAGGUUAUUCGACGUGGGCAUUGGAACUACUAUAGACUGGAAAAUGAGCAUCUGAACAAUGUUGGAAAAUUCAGAGCAGUGAAAACAGUUCCAUUGCCGUUCCGUGAGGCGGAGUCUGACGGGUGA